Molecule: messenger RNA, 1165 nt
Organism: Nothoprocta perdicaria
Lineage: Eukaryota; Metazoa; Chordata; Aves; Tinamiformes; Tinamidae
Product: chemokine-like receptor 1
Exons: 1
Coding region: 80-1165 (361 amino acids)
Biological process (GO): positive regulation of cytosolic calcium ion concentration; phospholipase C-activating G protein-coupled receptor signaling pathway; inflammatory response
Cellular component (GO): plasma membrane
Molecular function (GO): N-formyl peptide receptor activity; complement receptor activity
Source: RefSeq, a predicted model, not a curated record
UCCACCCCACCUGAUCCGUAGGGACUGCAGAUAAGAGCAGCGGGCGCCUCUGCGAUCCCAGCACUCCGGCCUGCAGGGGAUGGAGAACUUCUCCUCUUCCCCUUCUCCCUUUUCCGCCAGCUCUGCUGCCGAGCUGCCUGGGAACGGCACCGUCCACGACCACGACUCGGGGCUGCAGAGGAGCAUGCACGUCCUCUCCAUGGUGGUGUACAGCGUCGCCUGCCUGCUGGGCGUCACRGGCAACGGCCUCGUCAUCUGGAUCGCCGGCUUCAAGAUGAAGAAGACUGUCAACUCCGUGUGGUUCCUCAACCUGGCCAUCGCCGACUUCAUCUUCACCUUUUUCCUGCCCCUCAGCAUCGCCUACACCGCCCUGGGCUUUCACUGGCCCUUCGGGAAGCUCCUGUGCAAGCUCAACAGCACCAUGGCCUUCCUCAACAUGUUCGCCAGCGUCUUCCUCCUCACCGUCAUCAGCAUGGAUCGCUGCGUCGCCGUGGCCUUUCCCGUGUGGUCUCGCAACCGCAGGAGCCCGGAGCUGGCGGCCAGGGUGGCGCUGGGCACCUGGGUGCUGGCUCUCCUCCUCAGCUCCCCGUACCUCGUGUUUCGGGACACCGCCGUCGGCUCCAGGAAYGUCACCAGCUGCUACAACAACUUCGCGCUGUCCGACGACUACACGUCCGAGGCCACGCGGAGGCUGUGGAGGAUGCGGCUUAAGGCSAUGAUUAUAACGCGGUUCUUAUGCGGGUUCCUCGUCCCGUUCACGGUGAUCCUCAUCUGCUACAGCAUCGUCGCUGUCAAGCUGAAAAGGAGGCACUUAGCCAGCUCGGCAAAGCCGUACAGAAUUAUCAUUGCUGUCACCGUCUCCUUUUUCCUCUGUUAUUUCCCCUACCAUGUCUUCUCCUUGCUGGAAAUAUCCAAAAACUCCUCCAGCCACGAGAUGAAAAUGGCCCUUUACAUAGGGAUCCCCUUGGUUUCCAGCCUCGCUUUCUUCAACAGCUGCAUCAACCCCAUCCUGUACGUGUUCGUGGGGCCGGAUUUCAAGGAGAAGUUCCGCCAGUCCCUCCCGGCAGCCUUCGAAGGGGCCUUCAGCGAGGAGUCCGUCCUGGCCAGCCUGGCCAGCCGGCGCAAAUCCAGGUCCGCUUCGGAUGCGGAGGCCUCGAGGGCCUGA